Seriola aureovittata is the source of this 1541-nucleotide messenger RNA. RefSeq names its product acetyl-CoA acyltransferase 1 (gene acaa1). Gene Ontology annotation, cellular component: peroxisome. Gene Ontology annotation, molecular function: acetyl-CoA C-acyltransferase activity. NCBI's taxonomy places the organism in Eukaryota, Metazoa, Chordata, Actinopteri, Carangiformes, Carangidae. The coding region runs from base 77 to 1366 and encodes 429 amino acids. Gene Ontology annotation, biological process: phenylacetate catabolic process; fatty acid beta-oxidation. The record is from RefSeq and is a predicted model, not a curated record. The transcript is spliced from 12 exons.
UCCCUCUCCUCUCCCCGUCCGGAAGCAGGAAGUGGCUCCAGUCGUACGGACUGAGCUCAGGUGUUUCAUCGUCGCAAUGCACAGGCUGAAGAUAAUCUCAGGUCACCUGUCUCCCGCCACUUCCUCCGACCACAGGCGGGAUUUAUGGAGGUCAGAAUGUGGCUCCAGAUCCGGAUCUGCGGAGAGCAGCGGUCCGGACGACGUGGUGGUGGUUCACGGACUGAGGACCGCUAUCGGGAGAGCGAAGAGAGGAUCUUUCAAGGACACCACACCUGACGAGCUGCUGAGUGCAGUGAUGACAGCUGUGCUGACAGAUGUUGGACUGUCACCCGCCGAGCUGGGGGACGUCUGUGUAGGUAACGUGCUGCAGCCUGGAGCCGGGGCUCUGAUGGCCAGAGUGGCUCACUUCCUCAGUGGGUUUCCAGACACCGUCCCGGUCUACACGGUGAACAGACAGUGCUCAUCGGGGCUUCAGGCUCUGUUCAACAUCGCAGGAGCCAUCAGAAGUGAGUGCAUGGACCUGGGCCUGGCCUGCGGUGUGGAGAGCAUGUCUCUGCGUUCAGUAGGAGACCCUGGAGACCUGAGCUCCAGGCUGAUGGACAACAACAAGGCGAGAGAUUGCAUCAUCCCCAUGGGCAUCACCUCAGAAAACGUUGCGGAGAGAUUUGGCGUCUCCAGAGAGAAGCAGGACGCCUUCGCUCUCCGCUCUCAGCAGAAAGCGGCUCGGGCUCAGGCGUCGGGACUGUUCGACCAGGAGAUCGUCCCCGUCAUCACCAAGCUCGUGGACGAUGGCGGUAAAGAGCGAGAGGUGACGGUGCGGCGAGACGACGGCGUCAGACCUGGGACCAGUCUGGAGGGACUCGGGAAACUGCGUCCGGCCUUCAAACCUGGCGGCAGCACCACGGCAGGUAACUCCAGCCAGGUGAGUGACGGAGCAGCGGCCGUGCUGAUUGGUCGCAGGUCAGCGGUGGAGGCUCUGGGUCUGCCGGUGCUGGGGGUCCUGAGGGCCAGUGCGGUGGUGGGGGUUCCUCCUGAUGUCAUGGGGAUCGGACCGGCGUUCGCCAUCCCUGCAGCUCUGGAGCAAGCUGGACUGACGGUGGCCGACAUCGACGUGUUUGAGAUCAACGAGGCCUUCGCCAGUCAGGCCGUGUACUGCGUGGAGAAGCUGGGGAUCCCGCUGGAGAAGGUGAACCCUAACGGAGGCGCCAUCGCCCUGGGUCACCCUCUGGGCUGCACCGGAGCCCGACAGGUGGUGACGCUGCUCAACGAGCUCAAGCGCAGAGGCAGGAGGGCGUACGGCGUCGUGUCCAUGUGCAUCGGGACCGGGAUGGGAGCCGCCGCCGUCUUCGAAUACCCGGGGCCGUAGGAGCCGACUGCUCAUCAAGACCGUGUGACUGUGAUUGAUUGACCUGCUGAAAGUUAAUCUGACACUUCGCUCAGGUGUGACUAAACGAGACCAGAGCCGCAGGGACUAAUUGAUGAGAUGAUAAUUAAUCCGUUUGAACUUUGGAACGUUGCUUGAAUAAAAACCUGAAACUCUU